AUGAUCCUCCCCCAUCUUCUCCACACGCCGCCUCCGCUGCUCUGCCCCAUCGCGCCGCGGCCCCAUUCCCGUCCUCCGCCAACGGAGGGAGAGGUGGAACAUGGCGUCUACAACUUCGCGGCGAAGCCAGCAGCGCUCCCGCCCUCCAUCCUCAAGUGGGCGAAGGCACAGCUGGUGCUUGGUGGACUACCAUGGCUCCGGGAUGAGAAUCAUGGUGAUAGCCACCACGAGAAGGAGUCCGAAUCUGGCCUGCGCACGCUCCUCGUGGUGCCUGACACCCACCCCGUGCUCUUCCUCCAGGAUGGUGCCACCACACAGUUCACCGCCGUGCCGCUCAACCUCUGCGCCGGACCUUUUCGACCCUGCCGGAUUCGCAAGGCCUUCGAGGCGUCGGCCUCUCCAGAAGAUGAACUUCUAAAACUUGAAGAUGAAGCAGCGGGUGGUGUGAUUGCAACUCUUCUCGUAUUCCUGUCCAUUGGUUUAGUUGGUGCUACUGAUGGUAUAGGCUUCCAUUCAACUGGGAAGUAUUUCCAAAUAUCUACCGGUCAAUGUCUUGAUCGCUCUAAGUUCUCUAAGGCACUGUUCAUAUGUGUCAUGAUUUUAAUUAUUCUAACUCUUUGUGGAAUUGCUUCAUCCUUAAUUACAACCAGAUAUGCCUUGUUGUUAAACCCAUUAGCUCGAAGUUUCGAAGAGCUGCGUCCUGAAGGUUUUAUGAACGAAACAUCAUGCUCUAUUAUAGUGAGGACUGCCCUUGUUGCAUCAACUGUCUGCAUUGCUUGCCUUCUGCCGUUCUUUGGUCUUGUGAUGGCUCUCAUUGGAUCUCUUCUUAGUAUACUUGUGGCAGUCAUAAUGCCAGCCCUGUGUUUCCUGAAGAUCGCACAGAAUAAAGCAACUUGUUCACAGGUAAUCGCAAGCAUUGGUAUCAUAAUAUUGGGCGUCGUCAGUGCUGCCCUGGGGACGUACUCCGUGAAAAAGAUUACAAAAAACUACUAA
Messenger RNA from Miscanthus lutarioriparius, 993 nucleotides. The record is from the annotation of a GenBank genome assembly. Lineage: Eukaryota; Viridiplantae; Streptophyta; Magnoliopsida; Poales; Poaceae.